AUGCUAGACCGAAUUCCUGUGGAUCUGAGUAUUCAAUCAAAGGAACUCCAAAUGAAUGAUGUUUUCAACAGGUUUAAAACUAGCAAAGUGUUUGUGCCGAAAACCUUGUGUAAGAGUUAUUUUUCACUUAUUGUAGCUUCUAUUUUGGAAGACAAAGAUCCCGUCAGCAUUAUAAACGAGAACAUUCCCGAAAUAGAUGGACAAUUAUACAUCAGCCUAACUAUUACAAACAACCGAAGCUUUUGCUCAGAUGGUGCACUUAUUUUCAUAUACACCGAAAAUAUGGAUGAUGAGGAAUUUGAUCAAGAAUGCAACAGAGUGCAGUCUUUGAUCAUUCAAAAAUUAUCUAAGGAAAGAGUAUUUAAGGAUAAUUUAAAACAAAAAACAGCGUACAGUAUUGUUUACAGCAUUCUUUCUACUAUUUCUUCAAGUAAAGAUGCUGCAAACGUCUAUUUUAUUCAAAGGGAUUAUAAAAAUGCUUUACUGGAGUAUGGUGGAAUUUCCAAACAAUAUCCCGAAUUGUCAAGGAGGAUGAGUGAAAUUUGUAGAGUUAUACUAGGCUACAAGCCAUUAUUAGAGCCCCUUGCAUUUGACAUUUUGUUAUUAAACCAAAUGUAUGACAGUCUUUGCGAAAUUUCAAGCAUUCUGCCAUUUGAUGCAAAACUCGCAAUACAGUAUUAUUUAACUGAUAAAAGCAUUAACUCUAAGCUAAAAAUGAUAUUUUUGUACCAAUGCUGUGUAAACUUCAAACUAUGUAACGAUGAUGAAAUGUCAAAGAGGUGCUAUUCAAAACUGGUAAGUACCGUAGAAAGCAUAGUUGAUAUAGAAAGUUACAAUCAAAAAUUUUGGCUAGAAUUUUUAACGAUUCUAAGUGAAGAUGAUUUGAUUCAUUGA
This is a messenger RNA of Vittaforma corneae ATCC 50505, 894 nucleotides long. RefSeq lists its product as uncharacterized. The record is from RefSeq and is a predicted model, not a curated record. The transcript has a single exon. Lineage: Eukaryota; Fungi; Microsporidia; Nosematidae. Bases 1 to 894 code for a protein of 297 amino acids.